Molecule: messenger RNA, 1449 nt
Organism: Indicator indicator
Lineage: Eukaryota; Metazoa; Chordata; Aves; Piciformes; Indicatoridae
Gene: IRX3
Product: iroquois homeobox 3
Exons: 4
Coding region: 1-1449 (482 amino acids)
Biological process (GO): regulation of transcription by RNA polymerase II; cell development; neuron differentiation
Cellular component (GO): nucleus
Molecular function (GO): DNA-binding transcription factor activity, RNA polymerase II-specific; RNA polymerase II cis-regulatory region sequence-specific DNA binding
Source: RefSeq, a predicted model, not a curated record
AUGUCUUUCCCCCAACUGGGCUACCAGUACAUCAGGCCGAUUUACCCGGCGGAGCGCCCGGGGAGCGCAGGCUCCCGCGGCGGCGCCGAGCUGGCCCCGUCCGGGACACUCUCCAACGUGCUCUCCUCCAUGUACGGCGCACCCUACGCCGCCGCCGCCGCCGCCCAGGGCUACGGAGCCUUCCUGCCCUACGCCGCCGAACUGCCCAUCUUCCCCCAACUGGGCGCCCAGUACGAGCUGAAGGAGAGCCCGGGGGUACAGCACGCCGCCUUUCCCCACCACCACCCCGCCUUCUACCCCUACGGGCAGUACCAGUUCGGGGACCCAUCGCGGCCCAAGAACGCCACUCGGGAGAGCACCAGCACCCUCAAGGCCUGGCUCAACGAGCACCGGAAAAACCCCUACCCCACCAAGGGCGAGAAGAUCAUGCUGGCCAUCAUCACCAAAAUGACCCUCACCCAGGUCUCCACCUGGUUCGCCAACGCGCGGCGGCGCCUCAAAAAGGAGAACAAAAUGACCUGGGCCCCCCGCAGCAGGACGGACGAGGAGGGCAACUCCUACGGGAGCGACCACGAGGGGGAAGAGGACAAGAGGGAGGACGAGGAGGAGAUCGACCUGGAGAACAUUGACACUGAGAAUAUCGAGAGCAACAAGGACGAGCUGGAGGACGAGCUGCAGGACACCGACCUCCUGAACUCCGACUCCAAGACGGACUCGGAGGGCUCCGAGGGCUUCGAGGACCUCCCCGGCUCCGAGGAGCGCUACCUCAAGGCCGCCGAGAGCGAGCCACACCACCUCCGCCACCACCACCUCCACCACCACCACCACCACCACCACAAGUGCGAGCUCCCCGCCGCCGCCCCUGCCGGCCUGGAGCCCCUCAAGCCGCCCCUCCAGCCACCACCGCACCACCUCUCGCCUCCCUCCUCCGCCUCCUCCUCUGCCGCUUCCUCCCCGACGGACGGUGCUUUGGCCGGCACCCUGCCGAAGCCCAAGAUCUGGUCGUUGGCUGAGACGGCCACCAGCCCGGACAACCCCCGCAAAUCUCCCGGCGGCGGCUCCCCGCCAGCGGCCGCUCCCCAGCAGCUGCCGCUUCCCCCCCCGCCACCCCACAGACUCGUCUCCUCCUGCCCCCUGGGCAAGUUCCCCAACUGGACCAACCGCGCCUUCCCGGCCCACCACCAUCACCACCCGGCCCCGCACCCGCUGGCCUUACUGAACACUCCCCACCUGCUGGGACUGGGGGCCGGCGCCGCCGCCCCCUCCGCCGCCGCCGCUUUCCCGCGGCCCGCGGACCAAGCGCAGAGCGCGGAGCCCGCCGGAGCAGAUCGAUCUAGUGCCUUGGAAGUAGAGAAAAAGUUAAUAAAGACAGCUUUCCAGCCAGUGCAGAGGCGGCCCCAGAACCAGCUUGAUGCCGCUAUGGUUCUAUCGGCGUUGUCAUCAUCAUAG